AUGAAGACACUCUGGGUGUCCCCGUCCGUAUGGAUAGCGGCUCUAGUUGUCUCAGCAUCCGGCCACACCCUGCCCUCAGCAGACGCUGCUUCGUACAACGACAAACGCAGCACAGAGUCCCAGCAAGUGUCCGUCUUCCGCGGCGAGUACGGCAGAACGCCGCAACAGGUCGCAGAUGUCGGAGGUCUAAUGUCAAAAGGCUACGCGAGAAACUUCGACGUCCCGCUCACUCCGGCCGAGAGAGGCUGGGGAAGCAGCCUGACCGAGCACAUAAGCGGACGCAACAAGGCCGUCUCGCUGUUUGUUUCCACGACCUACGACCCCGUGAUUGCGAUGAAGUUUGCCAGCGGCGGGGAGACGGCCGAGUUUUACAUCUACGAGGCGGCGCUGGACGACAAGGCCAUCGACGUGGAGAAGUCGAUACGCAAGUUUGAGAGGUCGUACGCGGCCACGCAGAAGGAGGUAGCCUUCGUCAAGGGCAUCCCGAACGAGCAAAUCAGGGGCCAUUAUGUCAUGAGACCGGGCGACUAUGACCCCACGACGCAUCUUGGCAUCGACGAGUUUAAACAUCGGUUUGCGGACCGCUGGGUUCCGAAUCCGCAGUUCAAUCAACGCUACCUGUCGACCAAGUCUGCCAGGACGCAAAGCCAGUUUGAUAAGUUAUAUAAAGGACCUACCACGGCGCAGCAGGAGGCAUUCGCCAAAAGCUACGCGGCGCAGCUGGGCAAAAAGGACGUACAAACGCCACAGUCGGCAGCGAAGGCGCUCGAGUCGUUUUUCAAAAAGGCUAGCCCGAGCGAAAAGCUGCUUGAGAGCUCCCGACCGAACAAGAGUCGCCUGCCGAAAAUGAAGCCCGUCGACGGGUCCAAGGUCCGGACCAAACCGGGCAAGGGGCCGGCCGAGGUGGGGCCGAGGCCGGGUCCGCAUGUGCCGGGGACUCCGGAGGUGCGGCCCAAGCCCAAGCCGGUAGAUCUGGCACCGGCGAAGCCAAAAGAUGUAGCGCUAGCCAAGAAUGCAGAAAUGGUGGCUGCCGCGGAGAGGCUGUCAGAAAAGGAGUUUGCAAGCGCGUCGCGCAGGUACGGGCUUAAAGCUAUCGUCGAAGGACGGUGGAACACGGACCUGUCCGUGGUGAGGUCCAAAGCCUUGGGCCGUGGCAAGCUCUCGCUCAGCUCGCCUAAACUAUUGCCCAAGGGUAGCAAGCUGAAGGCUGGUAUGGGCGCGUUGGGGGCGGCAGGCAUUGGUCUCUGGAUCCACGGCAUGGUGGAGGCCUUUACGACCGAGACGAGCGACUGGGAUAAGGCGGCGGCUGUGACGGCCAUUAUCCCCUUUGUCGGCUGCGGCACGAAUCUCAUCGCACAGGCGGAGAAGGCCGACGCAAACACCGCCCUCGUUGCCGUUGACACGGGACUAUGCGUUCUAGGCGAUGCGCUGCUGCUCGGCGGCGUUACGGCCCCCCUCGGCGUCGUCGUCCAUCUGUCCCGGUUCCUCGUCCAGUUUUUCGAGCCGCCGCCGGACCUACCAACCUAUCAGGAAAUCCACGCAAUGCGGGAUAAGCCGUGGCAAGCCUUCCUUGAAGAGCACCUGAACAAGCACCUCGUCUCCGAGGAGUGGCGCAAAAAGCUGGAGGCCGCCGUCGCCAUCGAGUCCCUAGGCAUCUGGUCCAAGGCCGCCGACCGGGUCGGCCUGCUUGAGGCCGCCAAGGCAACCGUCUUGCAGACUCCGGACCUGUCCGAGUCGCGGGGCGAAGCGCAAAAGGCCAUCGAGCAGGUCCGGAACGGCGCCAAGGCCGAGAUCCUGCGGCGUCAGCGCCGGUACCUGCUCAGCCUGCCUCAGACGCUGCACGAGGGCUUCGCCAAGUGGUUGGCGGCGACGGCAGACACGUAUAACGCGGACUUUGUGAGAAAGAUCAAGUCCGACGACAUGGUCGAGCGGUAUCCCAGCUACAGCAAGGUAGUCGCCUGGAUGUUCUCGAGGCAGAGAGUAUACGCGGCCUCCCACGAACGGAUGGCAACUGCCGCCUGGCUACUCGAGGGCGAUCCGCCGCCAAUGCCCAGCCUCUUCACCUUGGCCUACUUCGUCGGCGUCUCAGCCGGCGUCGACGACCCGCCGCCGCCAAGGAUCAAUCCGAAGGGCGGACCGGGCUUCGCCAAAUUCACCCCGGCGGAGCCCGGGGACUGGAAGUGCGCUGUCGACCCGGACGUCAUCGACCCGAUGCUGUACUUGGAGGAGAAGACAGGCCGAAAGCGACACCUGGUGCUCGUCCGGCACACUGUCGCCGUCGUGCGCCUUCUACUUGGCCAUAUCAAGGAGUUUCAGCUACCCGCGGAGGGGGAAGGCCUGUCUAAUGUCCAGGAGUUUCAAAUGCUGAUAGCUAUGUACAUCGGCAAUACCUUUGCCGACUGGAAGGAGAUACAUAGACACAAGGUCGGCUAUAUCCACAAGGAUUUUGAAAAGGACAUGAUUGGGCUUAUGCAGCGUCUCUAUAAUAUUCCUCGAGCCGAGGCCGGGCAGCUUGUUCGGACCGCAGGUGAACACGCCUAA
Molecule: messenger RNA, 2541 nt
Organism: Metarhizium album ARSEF 1941
Lineage: Eukaryota; Fungi; Ascomycota; Sordariomycetes; Hypocreales; Clavicipitaceae
Product: Heat-labile enterotoxin, A chain
Exons: 1
Coding region: 1-2541 (846 amino acids)
Molecular function (GO): toxin activity
Source: RefSeq, a predicted model, not a curated record